ACCAGAAUUCAGUUUAAUUGAAGCCGCGGUAAAGAAAGGAAAUCUGGGUGAUGAUGAAAAACAUUAUCAACUGCUUAGGGGCGAUCUGCUUUUUGUUCCUAAUUGUGACUGACCAUACAGAGUCGGCGAACAGAUUUAAUGUAAGCUUUUCCCAGCUGGAAUCCUGCGAAAGCUACUCUAUUCCAAAUUUAGGAUAUGGCUACCGAAACUUCUUUAUGCUCAAUGAACUAAGCAACAACAACAGAAAAGCCGGGGAGCGGCUGCACUUGAAAUUUUACGUAUUGACCUCCAUGGAUGCUCACAUCCUGCUCUCCGUGACGAAUCAUCCUCGGUUACGUGAUCGAGUUUAUGAGAUUGUGAUAGGCGCCGGCGGAAAUACGUUUUCCGCAAUCCGUACCGUAAUGGGAAUGUUGCGGGUGGCCACGAGUCAAGAACCGAACUUGGUAUCACUGUACGAGCCAACCCCAAUUGAGAUUGUCCAGACACAGAAUGGCGAGCUGUUUGUUUACAUUCCCGGCUUCAAGAAGGAACCCCUGCUGAAGUUUAUCGAUGAAUCACCGCUGGCCAUCAACUACCUAAGUUUCAGCUCCUUUGGUUCUAAUACAGCAAGAUGGUUCUACGACUGUGGAUUCGAUGGCUAUAAUAUGGAAAUUUCUCCGGAAGGCCACGAGCCAACGGCGGCUGAGAAACUUCUAAGCAAACUGAACAUCCAGGCGGAGAAUGCUAGUUUGCCGGUCAAUCUCAGUUCCAUAUCGUUCCACUUCCAAACGCGAUCACUUGCCUACGAACAAACCAAUUCCUUGCUUCAGACCCGAAUGCACAUGAUGAUGCACUGGCAGGACACACGUCUUGUUUGGAAACCCGAAGAAUUCGGUUCUCUGCAAUCCUUCGAACACCGUGAUCUGCGAAUAUGGACGCCUCACAUGAACGCCCUUAACGGAGCCCUGCAAUCCAUGGGUGAAGUCCUCCGAUCCUAUGAACUUCGAGUUUAUGCCAACGGCAACAUCACCCUAUAUGCCAGCAACCUGCAGCUGACCACUUGGUGUGUGGACAGUGCCCGAAACUGGCCAAACGAACGGGUGACUUGUGACAUCGAACUGGGUCUCAUUAGUCAAGAGGGGCAGCAAAACAUAGCGCUUAUCUAUGAUCAUCAGCGCAAGCCCAUUGCACCCAAUGAGCACGUUAACAUGCCGUCCGGCUGGUCAUUCCCGAAAUUGUCGGUGGUGGAAGUGGAUAAUGAUGCGAUGAGACGAUAUAACCCAAAAGGAAUAAUGCAGAAGAUGACUGGUGAUGUGGCCAUUGAGUACACAUUGCAAAGGAACAGAAGCUUCUAUAUGACAGUUUUUUAUUUGCCGCUGAUCGCCUGCCAAAUCUUCUUGAUAAUGUCUUUUGUGCUGCGAUCUACUCGUAGAAGUUCCCUGAUAAUCAUCGCCUUCUUAAUACUGGCUUGGGGUUUAAUGUACAUGGCACGGCACGCCUCCCCGCAUUAUGUGCCGCCCCUUAUGACUUCAUAUAAGGCCGUAAUGAUGGUCGCCACCUAUUGCUACAUCCUGCACGUUUGCAUCAUAUGGCUGGAGUUGUAUCCACCAAGAUCGAAGGCUCCUAGCUCCUUGGUUGCAAUGUUAAGUUCGAAUGUGCUGCGGUGUAUUCUAGGAUUGAGAUUCACGGAUUCCAACGACUACUGCGACAUUGAAGAGAAUCCUUGGCGUCACCUGGCCAAGAUCCUGAACAACCUAAGCUCUGUUUUGGUGGCCAUUGUCUUCGCCGUUGUAGAUAUUAAAAGUGGGGUUUGAAAAACUACAUUUUUCUUUAUUGUGCCUUUGAAAGAAUAUUAAUGGUUUCUUAAAUAAAUAAAGAGUAAUCAGUGAA
Molecule: messenger RNA, 1869 nt
Organism: Drosophila eugracilis
Lineage: Eukaryota; Metazoa; Arthropoda; Insecta; Diptera; Drosophilidae
Gene: NtR
Product: acetylcholine receptor subunit beta
Exons: 8
Coding region: 51-1793 (580 amino acids)
Biological process (GO): monoatomic ion transport
Cellular component (GO): membrane
Molecular function (GO): extracellular ligand-gated monoatomic ion channel activity
Source: RefSeq, a predicted model, not a curated record